Echinostoma caproni is the source of this 243-nucleotide messenger RNA. Lineage: Eukaryota; Metazoa; Platyhelminthes; Trematoda; Plagiorchiida; Echinostomatidae. The record is from the annotation of a GenBank genome assembly.
AAGGGAAACACGGAAUCAGCGAAGCAGAGCGGCGAAAAAAGUGAAUUGGAACAGUGUCUAUCUGAAGUCGGUGAUCGAGCAGCUCUUGUUCAAGCACUUCGUCGAUUACGCGAUCAGAUAACCUCGUUGGCAGAUAGUUUGGAUACUUAUGCUCUUUCCAACAGCGCUUCCAUGGGCAAUGCUAGUCUGCAACAACAAACGCUAAAAUCUGGCUCUGAAGUAAGUCCUACCACAGUUUCAUAG